Ochotona princeps (American pika) is the source of this 5804-nucleotide messenger RNA. RefSeq names its product adenylate kinase 9 (gene AK9). Lineage: Eukaryota; Metazoa; Chordata; Mammalia; Lagomorpha; Ochotonidae. Bases 90 to 5783 code for a protein of 1897 amino acids. The record is from RefSeq and is a predicted model, not a curated record. Gene Ontology annotation, biological process: nucleobase-containing compound metabolic process. Gene Ontology annotation, molecular function: AMP kinase activity; ATP binding; ATP hydrolysis activity. Gene Ontology annotation, cellular component: mitochondrion; cytoplasm. The transcript is spliced from 41 exons.
AGAUGCAACAAAAUUCCUUGUUGUGCAGUGGCUGUGAGGUGCAAGACGACAAAACACACAUACACAUACGUAAAAUAGCAGUUUGAAUUAUGACUUCGCAAGAGAAGACAGAAGAGUGUCCUUUCGCUGAUGUAUUUAAUGAAGAUGAGACUGAAAGGAAGUUUUUAUUGUCCAAACCUGUUUGCUUUAUCAUUUUUGGAAAACCAGGAGUUGGGAAGACGGCAUUAGCCCAGCAGAUAGCACAAACAUGGAAAUGUGUUCGUAUUGAAGCCUUAUCAAUUUUGGAAGAACACAUUGCUGCUGAAAAUGAGACAGGAAACAUGCUACAGUCGAUGCUGCUCAGUGGUCAAAGCAUUCCAGAUGAACUUGUCCUCAAGCUAAUCCUGGAAAAGAUCAACUCUGCAGAAGUCUCCCACUUUGGUUAUAUUAUCACUGAAAUCCCAACACUUUCACAGGAUGCCAUGACUACUUUGCAGCAAAUAGAAUUAAUCAAAAACUUAAGGUUUAAGCCUGAUGUUAUAAUCAAUAUUAAGUGCCCUGACUAUGAUUUAUGCCAAAGAAUAUCUGGGCAAAGACAGCACAGUGGUACAGGGUAUGUAUACACUAGAGACCACUGGGAUCCUGCGGUUAUCGAGAAUCGCAGGAAAAAGAAAAAGGAAUUACACAAAGAAGGAAAAACAGAAGAUGAGGGCGAAGAGGAAGAGGAGCAAGAAGAAGAAGAGGCCUUUAUUGCUGAAAUGCAGAUGGUGGCUGAAAUUGUUCAACACCUAGUGCAGAGACCAGAGGAUUAUUUGGAAAAUAUUGAGAACACUGUUAAACUCUACAAGGAAAUGAUUCUUCAGCCUUUGGAAGAAGUCAUGGCUGAGCACAACCCACAGUAUCUCAUUGAGCUUGAAGGAAACAAGCCCACCGAGGAGCUCUUCAUGACCGUCUUGGAACGGCUUAAACAUCUCAACCUAACAAGAGCAGCCAUUAUCACCAAGCUUCAGAGUGCAGAGGAAGAAGCUGACACAAUAGAAAACGAGGAGCUGCUCCGCAUCCUUGCCUCCUAUAAAAUGCUGGCACCAAGAUACAGAUGGCAGAGGAGCAGGUGGGGCCGGGCAUGUCCCGUCGCUUUAAAGGAAGGAAACAUAUACCCAGGAUUACCAGAUUUUUCUGUGAGUUUUCUAGGUAAAAUAUACUGCCUUUCAUCAGAAGAAGCAUUGAAAGCAUUUUCGUUGAAUCCACGGCCCUAUCUUCUUCCACCCAUGCCUACACCACCGUGCAAAGUGCUUUUGUAUGGACCUCAGUAUUCCGGGAAGACCACACUUGGCAACUUGAUUGCAGAACAUUAUAAAGGAAAGGUAAUUGACUAUGACAAACUUGUCCAACCACGUUUUGAAAAAGCCCGAGAAUUAUUAAUAGAAAAUACUGUGACUGAAGCCACAGAAGCAGCCAUUAGAGGCGUAAAGGAAAGAUUUCAAGCUGAGCUACAAGCCAAAAUCCAAGCUGAGACAACUUUAAGAGAAUUUCAAAGACACUUUGGAAGAAAAGAGUUUGGAGAGUUUGAAGAGUUGCCUUCCACCUUUGGUGAAGAAGCAGCUACCACCCACGACAUUACUGAGUACACUGAAGAAGCCAAAACAAAGUCGGAAAAUAUCCUCUAUGGCCAAGAUGAAAGGGAAAUUGGUGAAGCAUCCACAUUUAAAAGUUCUCAAGACCCUGAUGGAGAUGAAAAAAAAGGCAAAGCCUCAAUAGAAGAUUCGAUAGAGGAGAUUACUGCGGAUCACCCAGCAGUUGUUGCCAUACUGGAAGACACUCUGAAAGCGGCCAAGGAUAUGAACUUUGACCAGCCAUUCGAAAAACAUGCUGAAAUCUUAGAGGAAGUCCUCAGAGAAGUAAUGAAGGAAAAUCAGAACAGAUUUGUUGGUGCCCCAAAGCAGGGAGGAUGGAUCCUGGACAAUUGCCCUGUGGCCAAAGAUCUCUGGAUGGUCUUAAUAGACAAAGGACUGAUACCUGAUUUGGUUAUCUAUCUAUCAGAUUUCGAAAGCAAUGGAAAACUUUUACUUAAUAGAAUAUAUUUGAAGAAUAAGGCUGAAAUUGAUGCUAAGAUUUUAGAAAGAUUAGUAGAAGACUUACGAAAGAAAAAAAGAGAAGAAGAAGAGGCAAGAAAAGCCAAGGAAGAAGCACAGAGAAUAGAGGAAGAAAAUAGAAGACUGAUUAAUGCCAUGAACCAGAAAGCAAAAGAAAUUGAUGAGGCUGAGAAUGAGGAGGAAGACGAGGCUGAGAGUGAAGAGUUGGAAGCCCCGGAAGAGUCAGAGGGCCCUGAGGGCUCCAAGGAGAUCCGAGGGUCCUUACCGGAAGGACCUGAGAGACCUGAUGCCCCAGAAGUGGAACCUGAAUCAGUCUCUGAGCCUGCUGAAGAUGCUGCAGAUGGAAAGCAAAUUCCCAAAAGAUCCAAAGGAGGUGUGGAAGCUGAAGACCUGGCUGAAACAGUGGUACUACCAGACUUCCCAGAAGGCUCUUACCCUGAUGUUCCCGAAAUGGAGCUAUUUAAAGACAAACUGAAUUCCUAUACCUUCUCAUGGAAACAGCUGGAAGCAUUACUCCAUGAAUCUUUUAUUCAAAUUUUGUACUUAGACAUCACCAACAAGACUCCGAAGGAACUGCUUCAAAAAGUAGUUGAGACGAUGGAAAAACCUUUUCAAUACACUGGCUGGGAAUUAACUGUGGAUGACUACGACGAAGAAGCAGAUGACUAUCAGGCAGAAACCGAAGCUGAAGAGGAACUGGAGGAAGAGGAGGAAGAAGAGGAGGAGAAUGAAGACAGAAUCAAAGAGAAAAGGAGGCAUUUGGGAGAUACAAAGCACUUCUGUCCUGUGGUCCUCAAAGAAAACUUCGUCCUGCAGCCAGGCAACACAGAAGAAGCAGUGAGAUAUCGAGAGAAGAUCUACUAUUUCUCAAGUGUGGAGGCAAAAGACAAGUUCCUGGAGCAUCCCAAUGACUACGUGGCUCAUGAAGAACCGUUAAAGGCCCCUCCAUUGAGAAUCUGCCUCCUGGGUCCCCGGGGCGCUGGCAAAACUGUGUGUGGAAGACAGGCAGCUGAGAAAUUCGGCCUUUUCCACAUUCAGUUUGACGAGGUUCUGCAAGAGAAACUGCUGCUCAAAAUAGAAAAACGAGUGGGGCCCGAACUUGAGGAAGACUCUGAGGAGGAGCAAGCAGCCAAGCAAGAGCUCGAAGAGCUUGCAAUGCAGGCCAACAUGACAGUCGAGGAAGAAAAAGCAAAGAAGCAGCCAGUAGACAUACAGCUUACAGAAGAAGAAGAAGCCAUCAAGACAAGUCUGAUGGAGAGCGAGCCAUUGCCUCCUGAGAUUCUUGAAGCACUUCUUUCUGAAUGGUGGUUUAAGGAACCCAUCCGUUCCACAGGUUUCAUCCUGGAUGGUUUCCCACGCUAUCCGGAAGAGGCCCUGUUCUUGGGGGAACAUGGAUUUUUCCCAGACGCUGCAAUUUUCAUCCAGGUCGACGAGCAAGAUGUCUCCGAUCGCCUUCUCCCUUCCCAGAUCAAGAAGUGGAAGCUGAAACAGCAGAAGAAAUUUGAAAGGAAGAAACUCAUCAAAGACAUGAAGGCAAAAAUCAGGACAGAUAUGAUCGCUAAAAGACGGGCUGAACUUGUGUCAGACAGAGACAGAAGGCGAAGAGGUGAGAUGGCUCAGAGAGAAGAUGAGGAGGUUAGUGAGGAAGACCUGGAAGAAGAGGAAGACGACAUUGACAACAUCCUGGAAGAGGAGUUUCCGAGGGACGAGGAAGAGAUGAGUGAGGAAGAUGAGGAGCAAGAAUCCGAAGCCGUGGAGCAUCUCAAGAGUGAACUGGGAGAAAAAUUUGAAACGGAUAUAAAUAAUUUACAAAUAAUACAGGAGGAAUUUGAGAAGUUUUUGAUCCCCGUCAUUCUCAUCAAUGGGUCUCGGAAAAUGCACAUUGUCCAGUAUAUGCUGAACAUGAAGCUAAAGCCGCUGGUGGAAACCCGCGAGAGUAUCUUUGAGAAAUGCUACCCCAUCCCACUGCAGCUUGCACAGAAGAUGCUCAUGCACACCUACAAGUACAUGAGCUCCUUUGGUUACUGGGACCCAGUAAAGCUAAACGAAGGAGACACGAUCAAGGCAGCCGACAACGCAGAGAUGCCGAUUUACCCUAUCAUCCAUCGGCAGUACAUCUAUUUUUUAUCUAGUAAGGAAACUAAAGAGAAAUUCAUGAAAAACCCAAUCAAAUACAUCCGCCAACCCAAAGCCAAGCCCACGGUGCCAAUUCGGAUUUUCAUCGUGGGGCCUCCAAAAUCCGGGAAAACCACAGUGGCCAACAAACUGGCAAGCGAAUAUGGCUUGAAACGUUUGUCCGUAGGAGACGCGCUGAGGACUGUGCUAAACCACUACCAAGAAACAGAACUAGCACUUAUGUUGAACUGGCGUCUUCACAAAGGAAUGACGGCGCCAGAUGAACUGACCAUCCAAGCGCUGGAACUGGCUCUGAUGGAAAGCACCUGCAACACUGCAGGUGUUGUCAUCGAUGGAUACCCUGUGACUACGUAUCAGAUGACUCUCUUGGAAGCCAGGUCAAUCAUUCCCAUGAUCAUCUUCGAGUUGGAUGUGCCUUCCAAGGAGAUUUUCAAAAGGUUGAUCCUGGCUAAGAAAAAUGAGCAGAGCUUCCCAUUGCCCUUGCACAAUAGCACACAAAUUACAGCUGUCAAAAAUGCAAAGUACCGCAAAAAUAUCGCUGGAAUUCGGCAGUAUUACCAAGAGCAGCAUCAGAACUGGUAUGUGAUCGACGGCUUUCACAGCAAAUGGUGGGUGUGGAAUGAAGUCAUGAAGAAUGUCCGGAUGGUGAACAAUUACAUGCAAACAUACCUGGAAAGAAUAAAAGAAGGAAAAGCCGCCUGUAUUGAUAAGUUAUGUAUCACACCUCAAGACCUGCUCUCCCGCCUCGGGGAGUUUGGGCAGUUCUGCCCCGUCAGCCUGGCUGAAGCCAAUGAACUGUAUGACUGCUCACUGAACGACUCCCUGGAACUUGUGGCAGAGUUCCGGGGCCACUAUUAUAAAAUGCAUUCUCAGGAAAAGCUACAGAAAUUCUUGACGAACCCCGAAUUGUACGUGCCUCCCUUAGCGCCGCAUCCCCUCCCAUCGGCGGACAUGAUCCCCAAAAGGCUGACCCUGCACGAGCUGAAGCGCCGGUUCCCCAAGUGUGCUGAGCUCCAGGGCUACUGUCCAGUGACCUACCAGGACGGAAAACAGAGAUAUGAAGCGCUGGUUCCUGGCAACAUCAACCAUGCAGUGGAAUACCGUGAUCGCAUCUAUAUUUUUGAGACUAAAGAAAAGCUUGAGAAAUUUCUGAGGUCACCACAGAGAUACUGGGACCAGAAGCUUCCACACAAGCUGCCCCCGCUGAAGCAACCCAUCUCGCUCACCAGCCUCCCUCUGCCAGGAUACCUGGAACAGGGCAUCGCAACGUCUCUAAUUAAAGCAAUGAAUGCAGCAGGGUGCUUAAAGCCCAAGUUCCCCUUCUUAAGUGUAAGGAGAUCCGCACUGCUCUACAUAGCAUUUCAUCUUAAAGCCUUUAACCCCAAAGGGUCUGAAUACACAAGAAAGAAAUACAAGAAGAAAAUGGAACAGUUUAUAGAAAGAUGUGAACUCAUCACAUACUUGGGUGCCAAGAUGACCAAAAAAUACAAGGAACCGCAGUUCAGAGCCGUCGACUUUGAUUACAAAUUGCAGACUUUCCUCUCACUCAGAAAUAUAGACCCUGUGAACGAAUAGUUGAUUACAACCCGGAUCCCA